Messenger RNA from Pteropus alecto (black flying fox), 2072 nucleotides. RefSeq names its product CBFA2/RUNX1 translocation partner 3 (gene CBFA2T3). Gene Ontology annotation, molecular function: transcription corepressor activity. The record is from RefSeq and is a predicted model, not a curated record. The transcript has 11 exons. The coding region runs from base 24 to 1796 and encodes 590 amino acids. Lineage: Eukaryota; Metazoa; Chordata; Mammalia; Chiroptera; Pteropodidae. Gene Ontology annotation, biological process: DNA-templated transcription; negative regulation of DNA-templated transcription. Gene Ontology annotation, cellular component: nucleus.
ACAGGGAGAAGAAGGCCGCAGCGAUGCCUGACUCCCCCGCCGAGGUGAAGACACAGCCCCGGUCCACGCCCCCCAGCAUGCCGCCCCCUCCACCUGCUGCGUCCCAGGGUGCUACGCGGCACCCCUCAUUCACACCCCACACAAAUCGAGAGGACGGGCCUGCGAUGUCUCUGCCCCAUGGCCGUUUUCAUGGCUGCUUAAAAUGGUCUAUGGUCUGUCUUUUGAUGAACGGCAGCAGCCACUCACCAACAGCCAUCAAUGGCACCCCAUCCACACCCAACGGCUUUAGCAAUGGCCCGGCCACCUCGUCCACAGCCUCACUGUCCACGCAGCACCUGCCCCCAGCCUGUGGGGCGCGGCAGCUCAGCAAACUCAAGCGGUUCCUCACCACCCUGCAGCAGUUCGGCAGUGACAUCUCCCCCGAGAUCGGAGAACGUGUGCGCACGCUGGUGCUGGGCCUCGUGAACUCCACACUGACCAUUGAGGAGUUUCAUUCCAAGCUCCAGGAGGCCACCAACUUCCCACUGCGGCCAUUCGUCAUCCCCUUCUUGAAGGCAAACCUGCCCUUGCUGCAGCGGGAACUCCUGCACUGUGCCCGCCUGGCCAAGCAGACCCCUGCCCAGUACCUGGCCCAGCAUGAGCAGCUUCUGCUAGAUGCCAACGCCUCUUCGCCCAUUGACUCCUCAGAGCUCCUGCUGGAAGUCAAUGAGAACGGCAAGAGGAGGACACCUGACAGGACCAAAGAGAAUGGGUCAGACCGUGACCCGAUGCACCCUGACCCCCUCAGCAAACGGCCGUGCACCCUGAGCCCUGCCCAGCGCUACAGCCCCAGCAACGGGCUGCCCCACCCCACACUGCCUCCACACUACCGCCUCGAGGACAUGGCCUUGGCCCACCACUCCCGUGACUCCUACCGCCACCCUGACCCCCGGGAGCUGCGGGAGCGCCAUCGGCAACUCACGGUCCACGGGUCACGGCCAGAGGAAGUGAUUGACCACAGGCUGACAGAGCGUGAAUGGGCCGAGGAGUGGAAGCACCUCAACAAUCUCCUGAACUGCAUCAUGGACAUGGCUGAGAAGACACGGCGGUCACUGACCGUGCUGCGCCGGUGCCAGGAGGCUGACCGCGAGGAGCUCAACCACUGGGCCCGGCGCUACAGCGACACCGAGGACACCAAGAAGGGCCCUGCACCCCCCGCCGCCCGGCCCCUCAGCAGCUCUGCGGGCGUGGAGGGGUCUCAGCUAGACGUGCACCGGGAGUUCAUGCCUCGGGCCCUCUCCAGCUACAUGCCAGAGGAGAUCUGGAGGAAAGCUGAAGAGGCAGUGAAUGAGGUGAAGCGGCAGGCGAUGUCUGAGCUGCAGAAAGCUGUGUCGGAUGCCGAGCGGAAGGCCCACGAGCUCAUCAGCACAGAGCGCGCCAAGAUGGAACGGGCCCUGGCCGAGGCCAGACGACAGGCCUCUGAGGAUGCUCUCACUGUCGUGAACCAGCAGGAGGACUCCAGUGAGAGCUGCUGGAACUGUGGGCGCAAGGCCAGCGAGACGUGCAGCGGCUGCAACGCAGCGCGCUACUGCGGCUCCUUCUGCCAGCACAAGGACUGGGAGAAGCACCACCAUGUGUGUGGCCAGAGCCUGCAAGGCCCCACGGCCGUGGUGGCCGACCCAGUGCCUGGACAGCCUGAUGCCACUGCCAGCCUGGGCCCCUGCCUGCCCACGGGUGCUACCAGCCCUAGCGAAGCUGGCUCCACUGGGCCCUCUCGACCCGCCUCCCCUGGCCCACUGGAUGCCGCGCCCCGCUGACCACUCCCAGACCCACUGCUCAGCUCACGGGCACAUGCCCACCGACCCCACCCGGCCCCAGCCGCCCAGAUGCUGCGCUCGGCCCUGGGAGCCCAACUAUUGGAGUCACUGCUGCUACUGCUUCUCUCCAAAAGAAAACACAGAACCAACAAAAACUGCAUUCAACGCAACUUCCUCAGCUACCUGAUGAUCUCACGCAACAACCUCUUCAGGCAUCCUCAGAACCUCCCACCAAGCUUUAGACGACGGAGGGGACACUGGCCGGAGUGCCACCGG